Parnassius apollo (apollo) is the source of this 447-nucleotide messenger RNA. NCBI's taxonomy places the organism in Eukaryota, Metazoa, Arthropoda, Insecta, Lepidoptera, Papilionidae. The record is from the annotation of a GenBank genome assembly.
AUGAGUCUAGAAGCUAAAACUCAGUGGAAAUGCUCAGAGUGCAUAAGCAAGCAACUAAAAACAGGCAACUUAGAUAUACCAAUUCACUCUAUUAAUCACUCCAAGAUAGGUGACAAAGAUAAACCCGAGUAUCUAUCUCAAGAUUGUAAUGUAACUGUGCGAAGAAAUCGUUCAGUAGACUCACAACUUUCUCAAGAAAAAUUCAAAGAAAUCCUAAAAAAAGAAUUGACAACGGAAAUUGAGGCCAUGCUUGUCAAUACAUCAAAUCAGCUGAAGGAUAUAAAUAGUCGCUUUGUCGAACUUCAAGAGUCUAUGACUUAUAUUUCUGGACAAUAUGAUGACUUAAAAAAACACCUAGACUCCACCACAUUGGAUUUGAAUGAGAACAAAUUCCUCAAAGAACAAUUAAAUCACCUCACAACUCGUGUGAAGACUGGAAGACGAUAA